Molecule: messenger RNA, 852 nt
Organism: Encephalitozoon intestinalis ATCC 50506
Lineage: Eukaryota; Fungi; Microsporidia; Unikaryonidae
Product: translation initiation factor 2 subunit alpha
Exons: 1
Coding region: 1-852 (283 amino acids)
Molecular function (GO): translation initiation factor activity; ribosome binding; RNA binding
Source: RefSeq, a predicted model, not a curated record
AUGAUAAAAUACGAAUGUAGGCUCCACUCCAGGAAGUAUCCCCGAGAGGGAGAAAUAGUCAUGGGAAGGGUUGUGUCCAUAGGGGGAGAAGGCUUGACCUUGAAUCUCCUAGAGUAUGGAGAUCUAGAAGGACUAGUUCUUCUGGGAGAGUUGUCGAAAAGAAGGGUGAAGAGCAUACAGCAUGUGACCAAGAUUGGGAACAUCGAGAUAUGCAAUGUCCUGAAGGUGGAUGAGCAAAAGGGAUACAUAGACCUGAGCAUGUCGAAGGUCACAGAAAGCGAGAAGUCCGAAUGCAAGGAGACGAGUGCAAAGAAUAAGCUUGCAUACCAUAUCAUGCUCAAGGCUGCAAAGAAGUUAGGGAUGGAAGUAUCAGAGCUGUAUGAAAAGAUGGGAUAUGACAAAGAGGAAGAGUUUGGGUCAUUGUACUACUUCUUUGCAAGGGUUAAGGAUAACGGAGACAUCAUAGAAGAUGAUGAGGUAGGGCUAACAAUUAAGAGCUUGAUUCGAGAGCAGUUCCAGGCUUCUACAUAUAAAGUGCGUGCGGAUAUAGAUGUUGUGUGUUCGUCUCGAGGAGGGAUAAUCUCGAUAAAGAAGGUCUUCGAUGAUGCUUUGAAGCUGGAUCCAAGGCUUGAGUUUUGUCUGAUCAAGACACCUACAUAUUCAGUGACACGUGUAUCCAGCAAUAAGGACAAGGCCUAUGAAGUGGUGAGAGAGGCAUGCGACAUUCUAAUUUCAAACAUCAAGAAGGAGGGGGGAACUGCCUCUGUGGUAAGCCAACCAAAGCUGUAUGGAGAGAAGUCAAGAUACAACCUGUUGAACUUUGAGGAAAAUGAGAUUUCUUCUUCCGAGUAA